Morchella sextelata is the source of this 5076-nucleotide messenger RNA. RefSeq lists its product as uncharacterized. NCBI's taxonomy places the organism in Eukaryota, Fungi, Ascomycota, Pezizomycetes, Pezizales, Morchellaceae. Bases 1 to 5076 code for a protein of 1691 amino acids. Gene Ontology annotation, molecular function: protein binding. The transcript is spliced from 6 exons. The record is from RefSeq and is a predicted model, not a curated record.
AUGGAGGUUUUGGGCGCAGUUUCUGGCGCUUUUGGGAUUAUUGCGGUAACUCUACAAGCAGCUAAAUCCAUAUCGAGCUUGAUAGGAAAAAUCGUUGAUGCUCCUCACAGUCUCCGAAGGCUACAUCAGGAGCUCCAGGAUCUAGAACUCAUACUCACACAGUUAAACCAAGCCAAAGAUGACCAAAAGAUCAAUGCCGGCCAGAGCCCUCUGGUAAACGCCGUUAACACCUGCGGAGCUGAGUUAAAACGACUUAAAGCACUCCUUGAACCGCUUACCUCAAAGCUAUGUGAUGAUAGCAGCAGACUACACCGUCGGGGAAUCCAAGGGAUUAAGGCGUUCUUUAAAGACGACGAUAUUAAGGAGGCGGUCACUGCGCUGCAGUCACGGAAGCUAUCUAUCUGCUUAGUAUUGAUCGCAGAUACGUCGAAAAGGAUCGAAGAUGGCAACCCUAAGCUUUCGAAAGGGGAUACAAGUAGUGCACUUAGAUCCACCAGCGAAGAUGUGAUUAGCCAGAUCUCUACGAAGAAUUUAGAGGAAAUCAUCUCCCAAACUAUACGAAAGGUUCAAGAAGAAUUUAUGCAAGAGCCCGGGGCGAAUAUUGGGGCUUUCUUGAGGCUUGAAGGUGUGGAGUUUGAUAAGUUAUGGGCAACAAAUCUAACUUCGGCCCGAAAACUUCAAGCGAUGGUCCAUGAUCGACAACGCGAAGCUUUUCUGCUGUCUUUAAAACAUCCGGACUACUAUGGCGAAAAACUAAAACUAAAAAUUCCGCAGUCCGGAACUUGCGAAUGGAUCUUCACCCAUCCUCAAUACCUAGCUUGGUGUGCAGAUCAGGACACAUCUGUCUUGUAUUCUAUGGGCAAGCCUGGAUCGGGAAAGACCGUCCUUUCUAGGCAUGUUCUGGAAACUUUGCAGCAUUCCAGCUCAAGCCCCAAAAAUACACAAGUUCUUUACUAUUUCUGCAACAAUCGAGAUAAUCCUAACCUUACUGCCACCGAUGUUCUUGCAGCUAUAGUUCACCAGCUCCUUUCCCAGAUACCUUCCUUGUUCCCCUAUAUCGCCAAAAAGGCAAACCUUAAUAAAUCCAGCUCAGAGGUCAUUCUAUGGCCAUUGGAAUCACUUUGGGACAUGUUUACUAUCAUGGUGGCAGCCUCUCACCUAGAGGUUAUCUACUGCAUAUUAGAUGCCCUCGAUGAGUGCGAAGCAGAAUCAAUAUCCGAGUUAUCCCUAUUAAUCACAAAAAUGACCGAGGAAUCCAAAGAAUCAGAGGACUCUCCAAAAUUAAAAUUCUACUUAACAAGCCGACCUUUUCAGAGUUUAAAGGAAGAUUUGACGACUGCCCGAGUUAUCUACCUUACUCCAGAAAUUGUCAAGACAGACAUCGAAAAAGUCGUUGAUGAUGGAAUGGAGAGGUUGCAAAAACGAUUGCGCUUGAAGAAGGAUGUCAAGGACAGACUUUGGAAUAUGUUGGUGGAGCGCUCGGAAGGAAUGUUUCUCUGGGUAUUAUUGGCAAUUAAGCAGUUGGAUAGGGCACGAGGUUUGACCGCCCAAAAGCUAGAAGCCCUCAUGCAAGGCUUGCCUAAAGGCUUAGACGGGAUCUACGAUCGGAUGUUGGAGGCCCUAGAAAACGAUCCUGAUGACCUAGCUCUCGCCCGGAAAAUGCUGAGCUGGGUCAUUUUGGCCCCAAGGCCCUUGACAAUCCCCGAAUUUAGGGAAGCAAUGGCUGUACAAGAGUCUUCAUAUUCUGUCGAUUCUAUCCAGGAGCAUUUGAUGUUCAACGUUUCCCGUGAUAUACGUACUAUCUGUGGCUCAUUUUUAGAGAUGAUUUCGGGAAUGGGGGAUCCAAAAAUGAUAACCAAUAGCGACGACGACACCCAAGAGAACGAUGUUGACGAAGACCCUAAAGCAACAGUCCGCCUUAUUCAUCAGUCAGCGAAGGAUUAUUUUUUCGAUAAAAGCCGACGGCUUGGAUCCCACCUUUCCAGAUACCGAAUAGACGAGCAGCAAGGACAUAACGAAAUAGCGAUAACAUGCCUCACAUACCUUCUGUUUAUAGAUUUCAAGAAGAGCCCUAUCAAACGCGAGCAUAUUCCUCCAAGGCCUUUCACACCCAGUGCCUCCCCAAUCGACAUUAAUGAUACAAAAAACAUACACAUGCUUCUCGAAGAUCGUAUCGCGCAAUAUCCAUUCCUUGAGUAUGCAGUUCUUCUAUGGGCAGAUCAUGUUAGAUGUGGCGGAGAAACCUUUGGGCAUAAAUCGGCAAACUCAUUAGUCACGGAACUCUACCUUCUGCAUAACUGUAAUGCCGAUAUCAACGAGACUUCCAGCUCAGGUGAGAACGCACUUCUGUAUUCGGUUUCUGCUCUGAGUGAUCGGACGAGUCUACAUACUCUGAAGGUUAUUCUGGGCAGUUUUCCGACGAUCAACAUACGAGACGGAUAUGGUAGAUCUGUACUUGCCCGAGCAGCUUCCACUGGCUCUGUGGAGGGGAUAGAGUUGCUUCUCGAAGCAGGGGCAGAUAUAAAUGAUAAAGCUGUAGAAGUACUACCGGCUUUACAUGUUGCUGCACGCCUGGGACAUAGCGGGGUUGUGGAGUUACUUAUCGCCAGGGGAGCAGACAUUGAAAUCAAAAAUAAUGGUUCAACUGCCCUACAUUUAGCUGCGCAGCAGGGCCACACCCAAGUUGUCAGUAUACUUCUCGAUAGUGGGGUAGGCAUCGAAAGUAGAGAUCACCAUGAUUCAACUGCCCUAGAUUCAGCUGCAUAUGAAGGCCACAUCCACGUUAUCAGUCUACUUCUCGAUAGGGGAGCAGACAUCGAAAGUAGAGAUCACUAUGAUUCAACUGCUCUACACAAAGCUGCACGGCGGGGCCACGCCCAAGUUGUCAGUAUACUUCUCGAUAGAGGAGCAGACAUCGAAAGUAGAGAUCACCAUGAUUCAACUGCCCUAACCAUAGCUGCAGAACAGGGCCACGCCCAAGUUGUCAGUAUACUUCUCGAUAGGGGGGCAGGCAUCGAAAGUAGAGAUGAGGAUGAUUUAACUGCCCUAGAUUCAGCUGCAUAUGAAGGCCACAUCCACAUUGUCAGUCUACUUCUCGAUAGGGGAGCAGACAUCGAAAGUGGAAAUCAGCGUGGUACAACUGCCCUAUAUUCAGCUGCACAGCAGGGCCACGCCCAAGUUGUCAGUCUACUUCUCGAUAGAGGAGCAGACAUCGAAAGUAGAAAUCAGUAUGAUUCAACUGCCCUAACCAUGGCUGCACAGCAGGGCCACAUCCACGUUGUCAGUCUACUUCUCGAUAGGGGAGCAGACAUCGAAAGUAGAAGUCGGAGUGGUACAACUGCCCUAGAUUCAGCUGCAUAUCAAGGCCACAUCCACGUUGUCAGUCUACUUCUCGAUAGGGGAGCAGACAUCGAAAGUAGAGAUCACUAUGAUUCAACUGCUCUAUACAACGCUGCACAGCGGGGCCACGCCCAAGUUGUCAGUAUACUUCUCGAUAGGGGAGCAGACAUCGAAAGUAGAGAUCAGCGUGGUACAACUGCCCUAUAUUCAGCUGCACAGCAGGGCCACGCCCAGGUUGUCAGUCUACUGCUCGAUAGAGGAGCAGACACCGAAAGCAGAUGCCAGCGCGACUCAACUGCUCUACACAAAGCUGCACAGCAGGGCCACGCCCAAGUUGUCAGUAUACUUCUCGAUAGUGGGGCAGGUAUCGAAAGUAGAGAUAAGUAUGAUUCAACUGCCCUAGAUUCAGCUGCAUAUGAAGGCCACAUCCACGUUGUCAGUCUACUUCUCGAUAGGGGAGCAGACAUCGAAAGUAGAGAUCACUAUGAUUCAACUGCUCUAUACAACGCUGCACGGCGGGGCCACGCCCAAGUUGUCAGUAUACUUCUCGAUAGAGGAGCAGACAUCGAAAGUAGAAGUCAGGGUGGUACAACUGCCCUAGAUUCAGCUGCAUAUCAAGGCCACAUCCACGUUGUCAGUCUACUUCUCGAUAGGGGAGCAGACAUCGAAAGUAGAAGUCGGAGUGGUACAACUGCCCUAGAUUCAGCUGCAUAUCAAGGCCACAUCCACGUUGUCAGUCUACUUCUCGAUAGGGGAGCAGACAUCGAAAGUAAACCACAGAAGUUAUCAAAAGUCCUACACCUCGCAGUAUUAUAUGGGCAUCACGAAAUUGUCAGUUCCAUCCUCGACAAGCUGGCAACAUCAAACAAAGCCGCCAUUGGAUCCACGUUCAGGAUCUCUGCAGGGCUUCUGCAGCUGACCACACUAGGGGCGAAUCGCAAUAUUUUCAGGUUACUUCUGGAUCAUGAGAUAGAUGUCAAUAUGGCCACUCUGCGGGGUUGUACUGCACUCCAUGUAGCUGCUUCCUGUGGAUAUUUAGAUAUUGUUGAAAGUUUGUUAGUGCAUGGAGCAGAUCCCCACACGAGAGAUAUACAGGGAUGGUCACCAAUCGAUUGUGCCCGGAAAAGUCGAAAAGCACAAGUAAUUGAGCGGUUAUCUCAAUUACAAACUUCCUCUUCCGGCGACCAUCAAAUCGUUACUCAGUCCCCCACACAUUGGAGCCCAGAAGACAAAUCUACGCACAUUGAGCUUUCAGAUGGCAACCUCCAUGUAAGAGUUUCAGGUAGGAACCAUGAUUGGUCCAGCAAUGGCGUGACGACUCUAAUGUUUCAAGAAGACAUAGCAAGAUUGAAGUGGGUUUCGGUCGUAAGAAGUAAUUUUUGUAUGCCUGCAGAGAAGGAUAACUGCUAUUAUGAGGCCAAAAUAAUCGAAGGGGUAACCGGUGAAAUCUGCAUCGGGGUUUCGCGAGAUUAUCUAUUUUUCAAAGAAAUGCCGGGCCGAAUUUUCGGAUCAUAUGGCUACCACGGGCAUGAGGGUCCUUUUUUCGCGGGCGAAAAACCCCCCGCGGCCGAUGGUGGGCAAUAUGCGACUUUUUCGAGUGGUGAUGUAGUCGGAUGCGGUGUCAAUUUCGACCGGUCAAUGAUCUUCUUUACCAAAAAUGGUAAACUCUUACUAGGUAUGCCAAACUUUGAAUCUAUGAACCUCCGACCACCCGGUUCUAGCUCCCUAGAUCUAUGA